AUGAACUUAAGAAGGGAGGGCCAACAGCAAUGGCUAGCUGGAGAUGGCCUGAAUGAUGCCCCUACAUUAGCUACAGCUGAUAUAGGCAUCUCAAUGGGAAUCUCAGGUUCAGCACUUGCAACAGAGACAGGACAUGUAAUUAUGAUGUCAAAUGACCUCAGGAAAGUACCAAAAGCCAUCCGGGUUGCACAGAAAGCUCAUCGAAAAAUUAUUGAGAAUGCCAUUUUGUCCAUCGCUGCCAAAUGUGCUAUCCUUGUCUUGGCCUACGCUGGGAAAUGCACAUGUGAUGCAGGAGAAGAAGAAGAAGAAAGCAAUAAAUCUGAGGCUCUGAAAUACAAAGCUGCAGCAAUUGCUUCCAUCCUUUUUGCUGGAGUUCUUGGAGUUGGUCUUCCAAUUCUUGGAAAGACUAUCCCUGCUUUAAGCCCUGAAAAGAAUAUCUUCCUCAUCAUUAAAGCUUUUGCUGCUGGGGUUAUAUUGUCGACUGGCUUUAUUCACCUGCUUCCUGAUGCUUUUGAGAGCUUGACAUCGCCAUGCCUUAACGAAAAUCCUUGGGGUAAAUUUCCCUUCGCGGGGUUUGUGGCAAUGGUGUCAGCAAUUGGGACUUUGAUGGUGGAUUGUCUUGCAAGUUCUUACUUUACUAGGUUGCACCUCAACAAGGCUGAGAAUGGGGAUGAGCAGAAGGCGGCAAUAGAGUCAGACGAGGUUCAUGUUCAUCUUCAUACUCAUGCAACUCAUGGCCAUUCUCAUGGUCCAAUUGAUAGUUCUGGUUUAUCUCAGCUUAUUCGCCACCGAGUUGUUACACAGGUUUUGGAGUUGGGAAUUGUGGCGCACUCUGUGAUAAUAGGAAUUUCUUUGGGAGCUUCUGAAAGUCCCAGGACAAUAAAACCUCUAGCGGCUGCCCUGACCUUUCAUCAAUUUUUUGAGGGUAUGGGACUUGGUGGAUGCAUUACGCAGGGAGAAUUCAAGUCCAAAGCUAUUGUAAUUAUGGGACUUUUCUUCUCUCUAACAACCCCAGUUGGCAUUGCAACUGGCAUAGGCAUAUCAAGUGUCUAUAAUGAGAGCAAUCCUAAUGCUCUUAUUGUUGAAGGAAUUUUUAAUGCUGCAUCAGCUGGUAUCCUAAUCUAUAUGGCACUUGUGGAUCUUCUGGCAGCUGAUUUCAUGCAUCCCAAAGUGCAAAGCAAUGGAAGACUUCAAUUUGGGGUUAAUGUUUCUCUUCUUUUGGGAGCUGGUUGUAUGUCUCUCCUUGCCAAAUGGGCUUGA
Messenger RNA from Dovyalis caffra, 1260 nucleotides. The record is from the annotation of a GenBank genome assembly. NCBI's taxonomy places the organism in Eukaryota, Viridiplantae, Streptophyta, Magnoliopsida, Malpighiales, Salicaceae.